Messenger RNA from Penaeus vannamei (Pacific white shrimp), 1246 nucleotides. RefSeq names its product heme oxygenase 1. The record is from RefSeq and is a predicted model, not a curated record. Gene Ontology annotation, biological process: heme oxidation; heme catabolic process; response to oxidative stress. Gene Ontology annotation, molecular function: heme oxygenase (decyclizing) activity; heme binding. NCBI's taxonomy places the organism in Eukaryota, Metazoa, Arthropoda, Malacostraca, Decapoda, Penaeidae.
AAGAGGCUGUGUUUUGUAAUCAGCUGAUGGAGUAAACAAACCGCAGAGAGACUACCAAAGCAGAGUAAAUUUCCGGGGAGGAGCUUCAGAUAAAAAGACCCAAGCUCCUUUUACAUUCAGCAGAGUUGAAAUUAUUAAAGCAGAAGCACAUAAGUAACAGGAAAACAAGCUCAACCCAUCACUAUUAUAAAGAUGUCUUCCACUGAAGAGGUGCCAUUCACUAAACAAAUGCGAAAUGUUACAAGAGAGAUUCACAAUGUCAGUGAUGCAUUGAUAAAUGCCAAACUUGGAAUUGCCAUGUCAGAGGAUCGAGUGUGGGCUGAAGGUCUCCUGAUAUUUUAUGAAAUUUUCAAAUACCUCGAAGAAGCUUUGGAUAGACUCUCACACACCCUUAUUAGUGAUCUGGACAUCCCAGGCAUGAGGCGAAAGGAAGCUUUUGAAAAGGAUUUAGCAUUCUAUUUAGGGAGUAACUGGAAGGACGGAUACAAGCCAAGGGAGAGCGUAUGCCAGUAUUUAAAACACCUUGAGAAGAUCGAGCAGGAAAAUCCAUACUAUCUUAUGUCUUAUAUUUACCACUUGUACAUGGGGCUCUUAUCUGGCGGCCAAAUUCUGAGACGGAAGAAGGUCUUGCUACAAAAAUUCUCCUUUUCUCGUAAGGAUUCUGUGGAAGGCAUGGCAGUGACCGAGAUUGAUACUUCAGUAUCCAGGUUGAAAAGGGAGAUGACAGAGGCCAUGAAUCGUAUUGCUGAGGAGCUCGAUGAGGAGACGAAGCAGCGACUUCUGGACGAGAGCAAGAUGGUCUUCAUUCUUAACAACAGUAUUGUUCACUCAGUGGAAGGAGCUGGUAGUGUUGUGGCCAUGAAAAUCCUCAAGUUUGCCUCUUAUGGGGUCCUUUCUGCAUUAUUAUUUGUUUACAUUAAGAGGAUGCUAGUAGGGUAAAAAAAGCCUUUGGUGAAGUUGAUGUAAAUAUGAACUUAGUUGGAGGAGCAAGUGUACAGGCUGUUAUACUGUUCUGUUCCAGUUAUUGGAAAUUUGAAUGCCCUCUCUAGGUUUUCCUGUAAAAUCUUCUCCAGGUUCUGUCUCAGCAAAGAAGAUUUAGAAGCUAGUACCGAGAACUGGCUUUUAGUGAUAAGACAUUCACAAGGACUUGAAAGAUCCUUGAAUGUAGAUAAACACAUGUAUUUUAUAUUGACAGAAGAUCUAGAGCUUAAGGGAAAUAGGAAAUAUUAAAAUGAAAUAAAAGCUU